UUUUUUGACACCUUUUUCUCCCCUUCUCACUCAUCACCUUUAUCUUCAACAGCCCCCGCCUCUGUGGGCUUUUAUUCAAGUUCUAUGCUAUGUCUUUAAAGCACUGCUACUGCAUGAAUAACACUGAACUUCCAACUGGGUCAUUCUUCUACAUUCAAGUUACCCUUUCUCAUAAUGGCCAAGGAAGCUUCUUUGUGCCUCUUGUUUCUCUCCUUUCUCAUUAUUUCUUGUUCUGGAGCUCCGGUGGGUUUUUCCUAUCGUGAGAGAGGAGAGACUUCAACAUCUGAAGGAACUAUAUUAUUCCUCCAACAAAGCAAGGUUUCCUUAUCUCAGAUUCGAAUUUUUGUCACAGAUCAUAGGACUUUGAGCACUCUCAUCAACUCCAAUGUAUCAGUUGAUGUCUACUUAAACAAAAGCCAACUUGACAAUUUCAUUACUUCAAAACCUUCUGGAUUUUCUAGACUAAAAGCUCAUCUACUAAACUUCCUCCCUCAUUUUAACGUCAAAACCGUCAUUGCAAGCUGUGGCAGUGAGUGCUUAGCCCAAAAUGAGAUGCCUUUGUUUUUACAUGCCCUUAAAUCAAUUCAUUCAGUUCUCAAUGAGCUUCACACAGGCAAGGAAGUAAAAGUCUCAGUAGCAUUUCCACUAUCAUUCUUAGAGAAGUUGAAUGCAUCACAUGAAAACGAAAUUCGUAUGAUUCUUUCAUUUAUACAGAAAAUAAAAUCCUCUGUCAUGAUAGAAGACAGCAUUGAAGGGGAACUAAGCAUGGGGAAUCACUUUGUUCAGUCUAUUAUCAAACGAGCCACUUUUGCUGCUUCUAUUCUUCCUUGCAAAGAUGUUCCGAUCGUUCUGACAAUCAAGUGCCCAAUUAUCCUAAGUUCAACAGAAGCAGCUCAAUUUAGUGAAAAGGUAUCAAAAUAUAUAGAAGCAAGAACUCAUAUUACAAAAAGAAUAGCUGCAUUAUAUGCAGAAGUGCAUACAACAGAAGGUUUAGUUAAGAAAGAGACCCUAAGCAAAUCCAACAAAAGGAGAAGUCUAGAUGAUACAACCAACCCAACAAACACAAUUUACCCCUCAAAUCCAACAUCAUCAAUACCAAUUAUCACACCCCCAGAUACACCAACAAUCAUCACAGUCCCUUCCACUAAUCCAGUCACAAUUUCACCCACCAAUCCUGCUGCAAUGCCUGUAACAGUUCCUUCUGCAACACCUGUGCCUAUACCUCCCACAAAUCCAGCCAAUUCACCAGCACCACCAGUUUCCAAUCCAGCUACAACAACUCCUGUAGGGACACAACCAGUAACCAACCCAGUGACAUCUUAUCCACCUCCAUCACCGUCAGCGAGUGUUCCCGUCAUAAACCCACAACCUCCCCCAGCAAACACAAAUGCUCCAGCCAUUCAGGGGCAGAGUUGGUGUGUGGCAAAAACAGGAACUCCUGAAUCUUCUCUUCAAGCAGCAUUGGACUAUGCUUGUGGAAUGGGGGGUGCAGAUUGUUCUCAAAUACAGCAAGGUGGGAGUUGUUACAGUCCAGUAACUUUGCAGAACCAUGCUUCUUUUGCCUUCAACAGUUACUAUCAGAAGAAUCCAGCUCCAACAAGCUGUGACUUUGGAGGAACCGCCACCUUAGUUAAUACUAAUCCAAGCUCGGGUUCGUGCAUUUUCCCAUCAUCAUCGUCACCAUCAUCAACGCCAAAGUCAUCAUUCCCAACACCUCCUACACAAUCAAGUCCAACAUCUCUACCACCACCGAGUCCAGUAACACCUGCACCAUCAGUUCCAACAACACCAACACCAUCUAUUCCAACAGCUCCACCAACAACAUCGGCAUCUUCAGGAGCAGGUACUUCCGGGUAUGGUACCCCGCCUUCAGUGUUAAACUCAAGCAACCCAGCAUCAGGUAUGAUGCCAGGUUUUGGGUCCGAAAGCCCUCCAGUUGUAAACACCACUUCGGCAUCGCAUUCUGUAGGUCUGAGACCUUCUCUUGGCUGCAUUGUUCUGAUGAUAUCAUUUGUCACUACAAGACUAAGUGUGCACCUAUAGAUAUAGUAUGUGAGAUGCUCAAUAGAAUCUCUAGCUAUUCGUUAGAGUUGUAUUGUAACGUUAAAUUAGAUGUCGUGUAUAGGUGUAGUGAACAAAGACAAUAGAGUAAGAAGGGAACAGAAGAAGGUGAGUGAAUGUGAGCAGCCAAAUGAUCAUCAAUGUGCUAGACUUAAGCUUAGGUGUGAAGGUGAGGGAAUUUGUACUGUGGAAAUAAAUUCUGUGCUGCUUUUGGCAUCUACACUGUACAACAGACAAUCGAUAUUGAUCAUGUACAUAUAUUUUGAGAGCAAGUAGUUUUUUUCAAUUUUGUGGAGUUGGUAGUUUUUGGGUAAAUUGAUAUGCGUUUAUGGGGGAUUGUUAUUCAUCAAAA
This is a messenger RNA of Abrus precatorius (Indian licorice), 2413 nucleotides long. RefSeq names its product mucin-5AC. The record is from RefSeq and is a predicted model, not a curated record. Lineage: Eukaryota; Viridiplantae; Streptophyta; Magnoliopsida; Fabales; Fabaceae. The transcript has 4 exons. The coding region runs from base 175 to 2043 and encodes 622 amino acids.